Molecule: messenger RNA, 1643 nt
Organism: Chiloscyllium plagiosum (whitespotted bambooshark)
Lineage: Eukaryota; Metazoa; Chordata; Chondrichthyes; Orectolobiformes; Hemiscylliidae
Gene: pdss1
Product: prenyl (decaprenyl) diphosphate synthase, subunit 1
Biological process (GO): isoprenoid biosynthetic process; ubiquinone biosynthetic process
Cellular component (GO): mitochondrion; transferase complex
Molecular function (GO): prenyltransferase activity
Source: RefSeq, a predicted model, not a curated record
AUGUGUAAAAUUAAUCAGUUUUUAAUUACCAUUAUUAUUUUACUAGUAGGUUUCCGUUCGGGCUGUUCUAAAACUGACACACAUUGUUUUCAAAUGAAAAAAUAUUCAUGGUACAAUUUGUUCAGGCAGGCAUUCCCAAGCCCCUUCGCCGGGGACGGGACAGGAUGGGAGAAACCGGUAAAAAUGGCGCUGUGUUUGAGCCGUUGGUGCGCGUGGAAUAAGCAAAGCGGGUUCGCGAGCUGCCUGUUCAACGGUCGCCGGGACUAUGAGAUCCCUUCAACCAGCCUUUUGCUGGCUCGCAGCGUCUGUCAACGGCAUGGUCUGUUGAAGGCAAGGAAGGAGCCGAAGGACAAGGAGCAGUACUCACAUAGAAGAAUGUGUUUAAACACACUAGCUUACAAGAAGCCAAAUUGUUUCUGGAGCGGCAUGACAUUUGCUGUCUUCCAGUCCACCGGGACCUGCUUGGAGUCCAGUGAAUUUUGUCCAUCCAGAUUUAUGUACACGACUAGAACUAAAUGCUGCCGCAACCAGGUGUAUAGUGACAAACAGCAUAAAAGCCCCUACGUAUUGGCUCAGAACGAUCUGAAGAAUCUAUAUGCUGAAAUCAGGCAGCUAUUAGCAGUUUCUUCAGACCUUAAGGCAAUUUGCGAUUAUUACUUUGAUGGAAAAGGGAAGGCUUUUCGGCCAAUGAUUGUGGUAUUAAUGGCAAAAGCGUGCAAUCUCCACCAUGGCAAGAAUGGGGAGUUGUCGAGUAGCCAGCACUCGAUAGGCAUGAUCGUUGAGAUGAUCCAUACUGCUAGCCUUGUGCAUGAUGACGUUAUUGAUGGAUCAGAUACUCGACGGGGUAAAAUUACUGUAAAUAAAAUCUGGGGAGAGAGAAAGGCUAUUUUGGCCGGAGACUUUGUUCUCUCUGCAGCCUCCGUGGCCCUUGCCCGUCUUGGUAACAACACUGUAGUAUCCAUUUUUACUCAAGCAAUUGAAGACUUGGUGCGAGGAGAAUUUAUGCAGCUGGGCUCCAAAGAAAAUGAGAAUGAAAGAUUUGGGCAUUACCUUGAGAAAACAUUCAAGAAGACUGCAAGCCUCAUAGCAAACAGUUGUAAAGCAGUCUCUAUCCUUGGUAAUUGUGACCCAGAUGUCCAGGAAAUUGCAUACCAAUAUGGAAGAAAUAUUGGGAUAGCAUUUCAGUUGGUAGAUGAUGUGUUGGACUUCACCUCCUGUGCGAAUCAGUUAGGAAAACCUGCUGCUGCUGACCUGAAGCUUGGAUUGGCAACAGGCCCGGUGUUGUUUGCUUGCCAACAGUUUCCUGAAUUACAUACCCUAAUUAUGAGACGCUUCAGUGUGGAUGGUGAUGUAGAUCAAGCUUGGCAAUAUGUACAACAGAGUGACGGUGUUCAGCAAACGUGCUAUCUUGCUCAUCAAUACGGUCAAGAAGCUGUUCGACACAUUUCUAUGCUGCGUCCUUCACCAGAGAGAGAUGCCUUGAUUCAACUUGCAGAAAUUGUAUUAACUCGAAACAAGUGAGAGUCAAGUUCGCUUCACUCCUUUGAGACAGACUGAAAACACAUGUUGAACCUGUAUCAAGAAUUCCAAGUUAAGCCAGGAAAUCAGUGGGAAUUGUUUACAUUUAGGACUAACCAUGUACA